AAAUGAUAUACACAAUGACUGUGUGUCAUAGGUGUAGAGUCCUGACUCGAGUGUGCUUGCAGACGCCAAACUAACCUCAGUUUAAUACAAAAUUAUUGUUAGGAACGGAGUGUUUUUACUUUUAGUCUUUGAACAAACAUCCCCUUUCACUAACUAACUGGUUUUACUGGGCUUACAAAGUAUUUUAAAGCAUUUCGGAGUGAAUUUAUUGGGAAAAGUCCCGGAGCAUUGCCUCACACGGAAGUAGUUGGCGGAGGUUUACAGGCUUCCCAGACGAAAUACAAAACUCUCCAAAGCUUUAUUUGAUUUACACAUGAAGAGACACUUCCCCGCUAUCAGCCCAGUUUGAAUUUAGAGGUUAGUAAUGUUUCCCAGUGUUUAUUUUACACAUUUAUAUGUGGAGAGAAAACACAAGUGUGGCUGUGUUCCUGUUGCUCUGAGGAGCAGUAGGCCGGGUUGAGUCUCCGCGGUUCUCAUGAUGUGUUUAAGUGCCUCUCAUUGGUGUCGGUCUAUUUACAGUCUACUCAGAUUCGCUGAUCAACACGAGACGAUGGCAGAAGUCGCCCCAGCAGCACCCGCCGCCCCGGCCGCACCGGCUAAGGCUCCGAAGAAAAAAGCCACCAAGGCGACCAAGAAGUCCGGACCCGGCGCCAGCGAGCUCGUCCUGAAAGCGAUCACUGCCUCCAAGGAGCGCAAAGGUAUUUCAUACAUCGCCCUGAAGAAGGCCCUGGCAGCUCAGGGCUACGAUGUGGAGCAUAAGAGUGCCCACAUCAGGCGCGCCGUGAAGAGCCUGGUGGAGAAAGGAGCUGUGGUGCAGACAAAAGGAACCGGAGCUUCUGGAUCUUUCAAGGCGAGCAAAGCCGCUGAGAAGCCUAAGAAGCCCGCAGCAAAGAAGCCCGCCGUGAAGGCCAAGAAGCCCGCAGCGAAGAAACCCGCUGCUAAGAAGGCAGCAGCCGCCAAGAAGCCCGCAGCUAAGAAGACAAAAGCAGUGAAAGCGACUCCCAAGAAGGCCAAGAAACCCGCAGCAGCCAAGAAACAGUCUGUGAAAAAGGUCACAAAGAGCCCGAAAAAGAAGGUGGUGAAGAAGGCAGCGACACCCAAGAAAGCCGCCAAGAAGGUGGUGAAACCCAAAGCGAAGAAGGCAGCAGCCAAGAAACCAGCCAAGAAGUAAACUUUCCAAAGCAGGUUUCACUCCCAAAAAAAAGGCUCUUUUAAGAGCCACCCAAAUCCAAAAAGAGCACUUUUCCUCCAAACGUGUUUUAUUUGUGUGUUGAAUAAUUUCUCCUUUUUUAAUGUUGACAUCUCGGGAAACGAGUGAAAGUUGUAUAUUACAGGAUUCCCUUCAGUAUUUAAAGACAUUUAGUAUUGCUGUUCUAUUUUUCUAAUAAAUGUAUAUUUUUA
This is a messenger RNA of Thunnus maccoyii (southern bluefin tuna), 1401 nucleotides long. Its product is annotated as histone H1-like. Gene Ontology annotation, molecular function: structural constituent of chromatin; DNA binding. Bases 476 to 1171 code for a protein of 231 amino acids. The transcript has a single exon. Gene Ontology annotation, biological process: nucleosome assembly. Lineage: Eukaryota; Metazoa; Chordata; Actinopteri; Scombriformes; Scombridae. The record is from RefSeq and is a predicted model, not a curated record. Gene Ontology annotation, cellular component: nucleosome.